AUGUGGCUUCAUGUCGUGGUUGUCAAUCUGCUUCUACCCUUCUUCGCGCUGGCGCACCCAAUCGAAUGGCAACCAUCGCAUAUCCCUGAUGGUCGGGACUUUUUUGGCCUUAUUGAAAGCGACGACCUCCCCACCACGACGGCGACGGUAGAAACUUGGAAUCCCGCGACAUCCUUGACAUCCUUCAGCUUGAACCUUCCAUCCUUAUCUUCGACAAGCUUAUCCAAGGUCGUGGAGACUGGCUCUAGCGUGACAACCCCCUCGUCCACAUUCUCUUCAACGGCGUCGGGCGAUUCGCAGACUACAGCGGCAAACAGCUGGACAAGUACUAGCGCCAUUCUUCCAACAGUCUCGGUCGAUUAUAUCACACCAGAAGAAUCAACAACACCUCCUAGUGCGGCGGGGGGAUGGAAAGUCAUUGGAAUCAGCAUUAUUGCAGUCACGUUUGUCGCCACGGUCAUUCUUGCAAUCGCCUUUUUCGACUCGUGGUGGGGCUUUCUUCGAGAUGUGGUCUGUGGCAAGAGAUACAGCGAUGGCGAAGAAAAUUUGAUUCCUGAUUGGGAAAAAAGCAGCUGGGAGUACAAAAUUGCGAGUGAGGAUGGACAUAGGUAUCCGACAAUGACAACCCUCGAUGACAUUGUUACGCAAGGCAGAGAGCAUUCAGAGAAGAUUCGACCUCGGAGCGAAGCUAUGUUUUUGACAUUUUGA
Messenger RNA from Laccaria bicolor S238N-H82, 708 nucleotides. RefSeq lists its product as uncharacterized. Bases 1 to 708 code for a protein of 235 amino acids. The transcript has a single exon. The record is from RefSeq and is a predicted model, not a curated record. NCBI's taxonomy places the organism in Eukaryota, Fungi, Basidiomycota, Agaricomycetes, Agaricales, Hydnangiaceae.